Messenger RNA from Solea senegalensis (Senegalese sole), 4524 nucleotides. It is a transcript of the gene prom1b, whose product is annotated as prominin 1 b. NCBI's taxonomy places the organism in Eukaryota, Metazoa, Chordata, Actinopteri, Pleuronectiformes, Soleidae. The coding region runs from base 366 to 3020 and encodes 884 amino acids. The record is from RefSeq and is a predicted model, not a curated record. The transcript has 29 exons. Gene Ontology annotation, cellular component: apical plasma membrane; cell surface; microvillus. Gene Ontology annotation, molecular function: cholesterol binding.
UUCUCGUGCACGCGGGACUGGUGGCAGCAACGGGUGGCUCCGGUGAGACAGAGGAAGACACCGCCAUCAGAACGUGUACGUCGUCGAGCGUCGGUCCGGUGAGUCGUCGAAGAGCUCCGGGGAAGAUGUCUGUGAUGAGUCCGUACCGAGAAACCAUGAGCUAACGGCUGCUAGCAUCUCGAGCGCUGGAUGUGAAGUUUAAAAGUUUUCAGUGGGACGGUAGUUCGAGGAUAAAGAGCAGAGAGACGGGUGUCUUCUCUUCUCCAUCCCGUGUUUGACUGUCGGACGACCGUGGCUCGGAGCUUCCCUCUCUUUUAUCCGUUUUAUUCAGGCUUUUUUGGGACACAGUAAGACAUUUGUGAGCCAUGUUGUGGACUCGAUGUCUGGUUCUGCUGCUCUGCUGGGGGUCCACCACCGGAGAGCAGCGGGCGGAGGAGAGGCAGGUGCAGGCGGGCUCACAGCGGAGACAGCGCUCUCCUCCGCCCAUGGAGCCCCUGGACUUUGGGUUUGUACCGGCGGCGGUGUAUGAUACCCACGCUUACUACGAGCCAGGAGCCAUAGGGAUACUCUUCCACAUGGUCCACGCAUUUCUCUACGUUAUUCAGCCGAACACCUUCCCCAAAGAUCUGAUUGUUCGAGUCAUUCAACAAAACAUGGGGGGAAUCAAAAUAGAGGAGUGGAGAAAGCCAGAAAACAUCGUCCUGUUGCUACAGUGGCUCUUCUACGAGGCUGGAUUCCUUAUAUGUGCCACCAUUGGCAUUUUGGUCGUGGUCCUCACUCCAAUCAUAGGAUUUUGUUUCUGUGUGUGUCGGUGUUGUGAGAACUGCGGUGGUGAGAUGCAUCAAAGGCAGAGGAAGAAUGCCGACUGUCAGAGAGGUUUCUACACGGCCUCCCUCAUUGCCUCCUCCAUCUUCAUCAUAUUGGGAGUAUUGGUUGCCUAUACUGCAAACCAUAAUAUCAGCACUCAUAUCAAGAGCACUCGCCGGUUCAUCAACACCAACAUGCGAGACCUGAAGACACUUGCCAACAACACACCUGCACAAAUUAACUACCUGACAGCCCAGUACACCACAGCAAAGAACAAAAUCCUGUCCGACCUCGACAACAUUGGACCGGUGCUGGGGGGGAGGAUCCACAGUCAGCUGGAGAAAGAGGUGGUGCCGUCCCUGGACACUGCUCUGCGUAUGGCAGGAGCUAAAGUUGAGAAUGCCAUCAAAGCUAUGCGGGAGACCAAGGAGGCCCUGGAGAGUGUCAGCUCCUCCUUGGAGGUGCUUCAAGAAGGUACAGGGAAACUUCAGUCCAGUCUGUCAGGGGAGCAAGCCUCCUUGUCCAACACCCUGUCCGAUCCAGCCUGUACCAACGGAGCUGUCUCUCCCACCUGCAACACCAUCCGAUCCACGCUGCCUCAAUUAGGAGUCAAUGCAGACUUCUUGAAGCUUCCCAAUGUCAAUCACGCCAUGGCCAAUGUCAAUACACUCCUGGGAACUGAUCUCAGCAACAUUGUGCAGAAGGGUUACUCGUCUUUUAAUGACACACCAAGACUGGUUAAAGAGCAAACUAAAAAUAUCGUCACAGCUCUUCCUCGAGUGAAAGGCAUGCUGGAUAAGAUCGGCACAGAGAUAAACAACUUCGCCAAGAUGUUCCCGGUGGAAUCAUCUCUGGCCAAUUUCACCAUUUUCCUCAAUGAAGGACAGAUGAAGAUUGAGGCCUUUUACCCACAGAUUGACCAGAUGGAUUUCUACAGGUGGAUCGGCUGUGUGGCGGCUCUUUGCAUGGUCGUCCUGGUCCUGGCUUUCAACAUUCUGGGGCUACUGUGCGGCACCUGUGGCUACGACAAGCAAGCUUCACCCACAACCCGAGGAUGUCUGUCAAACACUGGCGGCAACCUGCUUAUGGCUGGGGUGGGCUUCUCCUUUGUCUUUUCCUGGGUGUUGAUGGGCAUCGUGACCACCUUGUUUGUUGCCAGUGGCAACGUGGAGAAGCUAAUAUGUGAACCGCUGGCUAACAGACAGAUAUUCCAGAUCAUAGACACACCGUUCAUGGUUCAUCCUGCCAAGAAGAACUUCCUUCCUGGGAUGCUGUUUCAGAACCCAAACAUUGACCUGACUUUGGGAAGCAUGUACAGGGAGUGCUUCGAGAACAAAGGUCUGUAUCACGCUCUGCAGCUGGAGACCAUGUUCAACAUCAACUCCUUCCUCAACAGAACUGUCUACAACAAGGAUCUGGCCAAAGUGUUUGAGAGUGUGCAGGUCGACUUGCAUGACAUCACACUCCUGGAGCAGGCAGGCAGAGACAACCUCAUCAACUUUGCCAACUCAGGAAUUGGACAGAUUGACUAUGAGACAUACUUGGCUGAGGUGAAUAAGGGCGUCACUCUCGUGGAUCUCCUGUCCUUCGCCACAGAUCUGGAGGCUCAGGCUGACCAGCUGCCACGCGGUGCCCUGGAGAAUGCACUGAGAGGACAUGCCAGCAGUAUCAGGCAGAUUCAUAGAGAUCAGGUGGUGCCCAUGGAGCAAGCAAUGAAAUAUGUCAAAGCGCGGAGCACUCUGAGUCAGAGUAUCAAGCAGCUGCAGCGGAUGUCCAGCGACCUGCCAGUCAAGGUCACUAAUAUCCUGAGUGCCAUUGAUGCAGCAGAGUACCUCAUCAUUCAUAACGCCUCCCAUGUGGUGAAGCAGGAAACAAAGGGCUACAUGCAGAGUUUAGUGGGCUACUUCAAACAGUACACCCAAUGGGUUAAAAUCUCUUUGACCACUGAGGUGGCUCAGUGUAAACCCAUCAGUAACAUAGUGGACAGCAUGGAGAUCGUAGGGUGCAGCUUCGUAGUCGAUUCAGUGAACACAUUCUGGUUUGGUCUGGGAGCCAGCUGUAUCUUCAUGAUCCCCAGCAUCAUCUUCUCCAUCAAACUGGCCAAGUAUUACAGAAGGAUGGACACAGAGGACGUCUUUGAAGACUCUCCCUAUCCCGACACUCUGACGCGGUUUCCUCGGGCCUCUGCUCCCCCGAGCUACUGCGACUGUUGACCCACAGGAACAUUCUUGCCUUUGAAGAGUGGACAAGAGAACUGGAACUGAGAUUUCCCAUGUGACCUUUUACAACUUCCAAAGACAAACGGGAAGAAUGACAACAAUCCAGAGCUGUGUGUGGAGGAGGUCCCACCACAGUAACUACUUCAAACCAAAGGACCUCCAAUGCCAGCGAACUGUAACUUAUAUCAUCCACACCAGCAUCAACAGUUCCUCUAGUGUUUCAUCGAGUACUUUAACCAACGUCAGAACAUUUUCCUGCAGUUAGAUUUACAUAUAGACAAUGAAUUUGUACUAACAUUAUCGGUUUUUACUUGGUGACACAUGUCAUUUUUUUAUGCUUUCAAAACUUUUGAAAGUUUUCUAUAUUUUGUUCAUGUUUGUUUUAUAACAUGUAAGUAGUUUUUGUAGUAGUAGCAAUUUUGUGAAUAUAUUUGUGUUAGCCUGCAUCAUUUUGGCUCCACGUGUUUGCACUGACCAGGUGGAUCUUCAGGAAAUAGUGUUAUAUUUUGAUAAAUGCCGUCCAUGUCCGUGUCAAACUACCAGGAGUUUGAUGAGCAGAAACCAAUCUCUUGUGCGUAUGUUAAAUAACAGCAGCCAGUUAGCUUAGCAUGAUGACAAGACAAGACAGUUUUAUCUGUCACCAUUUAACUUUUACCACAUCUCCAUUGCUAUAAUACACAGGACUCACAGUGAAAUAAGGAACAAAAUGUGUUCCUUAUCUGUUCAAUGUGUCUUUUAUCUUUCAAAUACGGAACAAAUCCUUAUUUACUGGGGGGGUUUUAGCAUGUGAGCAUGCUAACAUUUGCUAAUUCACAAAAAAACCGAGUCAGAUUGUUUUAAACCAAAGUUUUUAAAUCAUCCUCAUUAAAUAUUAAAUGUCAGCCUUAUGUUCGGAGGAGGAUUACCACAGUCAAUGGCAGCGUUAACAUAAUCCAUUUUAAUUUGUUUUGGUCUGGACCAAAGCUUGUUUUUAGGCUAACAUUGCUAACUACUCCUAUGCCUUUAACAUGGCUAAAGCAUCCAUUUGAGUUUGAUUUUAUACAUAUUAAAGUAAUUAGUUAUAAAGUGGUGACUACUUACUGGACAUUUGGCUGAUUUUGUUGCCACAGUAAGAAUUUAUCCUCUAUCUCCAAUGUUUGUGCUAAACUUAGCAUUUAAGCUGUAGCUUAAUAUUAUACAAACGUCAUCUACUUUGCUAAUUCUUAACAAAGAAGUGGAAAAUUGUAUUCACACAUUUUUAAAAUAUUCCUCUCAACACAGACCAACAAAACUUUAAUCCUUUAAAAAUGUAGAUUCUGUAUUAGUCCAGAGUUUCCUAGUUCAUGCUACCACAAGAGGCAAAGUGCUACAAGCUAUUCAACACACAUACGACCUAACGCGGUUUAAAGACAAACAACAUGUUGUGUCGUAGGAACUUCUUGACAGACAAUUUGUGACGGCUUAGUUGCUUUGUUUUGUCAGAUUUAUUUUUUGUUUGUUUUCUGGAGUUUUACAAAUA